AAAUCAAUCUGUCAGUGUCAGUGAUAGAAACGAGGGCUACGUUGCGUUGUAAUUUCUCUGUCUACUUGAUUUUUGUAAAUUUCAGCGCAGUGCUUUAGUUUUUAAUAAAUAUUUUAUAAGUGAAGUAGCGGAGGCAUGAAACGAGGAUACGAUACUAUGAAUUCUUCUAUCGAAAUUAGUUCGUACCGUGAUCAGCAUUUCAAGGGUUCCAGGAGUGAACAAGAAAAAUUACUACGAGCAUCAUCCACACUCUACAUUGGAAACUUGUCGUUUUAUACAACUGAAGAACAAAUCUAUGAACUGUUUUCCCGAUGCGGUGACAUCAGGAGAGUCAUAAUGGGCUUGGACAAAUACAAAAAAACGCCGUGUGGAUUCUGUUUUGUAGAAUAUUAUACUAGGCCAGAUGCUGAAGAUUGUAUGAGGUAUAUAAAUGGCACAAGACUGGAUGACAGAAUUAUCCGUUGUGAUUGGGAUGCUGGUUUUAUUGAGGGCAGGCAGUAUGGACGUGGCAAGACCGGCGGACAGGUUCGAGACGAAUACAGAACUGACUAUGAUGGUGGACGUGGUGGCUAUGGCAAAAUCAUUGCCCAAAAAAUUACCCCAAAUACUUUGGAACGCUGAUAGUACAAAUAGUGUGUUAAAAUUAUUUUUAAGAUAGGGAAGAAACAACAACUGUAUUACUUUUUGAUACCUUGAAAUGUCACAGAGAAAUUGAAUAAUUGAUGUUUUGUUCUUAAUUACAUAGUAUAAUAAAUUAUAUUACUAGCUGGGAACUGCCAUGUUUCUGGUUUAUUUUGUAUACUGGUACACAAAUCUGUGCAGAUACCUGUGAAGUGUUCAUCAAUUUUCAGUACUCUGACAGCAAGAGUGUGGUUACAUCAAUGUAUUGAAUCUUAUGAAAGACUGUAAUUUAUGAUAACUAUAACAUUCAAUUUGAUCUGAAUGUGAAGAAUAAAGCACUUUUUAUAGGCUA
Molecule: messenger RNA, 973 nt
Organism: Pectinophora gossypiella (pink bollworm)
Lineage: Eukaryota; Metazoa; Arthropoda; Insecta; Lepidoptera; Gelechiidae
Gene: Cbp20
Product: nuclear cap-binding protein subunit 2
Exons: 4
Coding region: 136-621 (161 amino acids)
Biological process (GO): mRNA cis splicing, via spliceosome
Cellular component (GO): nuclear cap binding complex
Molecular function (GO): RNA cap binding
Source: RefSeq, a predicted model, not a curated record